Messenger RNA from Daktulosphaira vitifoliae (grape phylloxera), 3291 nucleotides. RefSeq names its product 26S proteasome non-ATPase regulatory subunit 1 (gene Rpn2). The record is from RefSeq and is a predicted model, not a curated record. Gene Ontology annotation, biological process: proteasome-mediated ubiquitin-dependent protein catabolic process; regulation of protein catabolic process. Gene Ontology annotation, molecular function: enzyme regulator activity. NCBI's taxonomy places the organism in Eukaryota, Metazoa, Arthropoda, Insecta, Hemiptera, Phylloxeridae. Gene Ontology annotation, cellular component: proteasome storage granule; proteasome complex; proteasome regulatory particle, base subcomplex. The transcript is spliced from 3 exons. The coding region runs from base 169 to 3093 and encodes 974 amino acids.
AUUAUAAUAAGAGUAGCAUGUCAUUCUUACAUUUCAUAUUAUAUUAAACAUUUUAUUAAAGUAAUCUAUUGAAGCUGUUCUUGUGAUGGUAUUUGUACUGUAUUAAUUUUAACAAGUAAAUUAAAUAAUUUUUUGUGAUUUAAUAGUGUUGUUAUAUAAACUAAGAAAAUGAAUAUUACGUCUGCAGCAGGCGUGAUAUCGUUAUUAGAUGAACCAGCAUCUGAAUUAAAAAUAUUUGCGCUUCGUAAGUUAGAUUCUAUUGUAGAUGAAUAUUGGCCCGAAAUAUCAGAGGCCAUUCAAAAAAUCGAAUAUCUUCAUGAAGAUAAAACUUUUUCUCAGCAAAGUUUAGCUGCCCUUGUUGCUAGCAAAGUAUAUUAUCAUCUGGGUUCAUUUGCUGAUUCACUUCAGUAUGCUCUCGGUGCUUGUGAAUUAUUUGAUGUAAAUGCCCGGAAUGAAUAUGUUGAAACAAUUAUUGCUAAAUGUAUUGAUCAUUAUACUAAAUUACGUGUUGAAGCAUCGGAAAACUCAACUUCACUAUUAACAAUGGAUACCCGUUUAGAAGCUAUUGUCAAUCGUAUGUUUCAAAGAUGUUUAGAUGAUAAACAGUACAAACAAGCUUUAGGUUUAGCUUUAGAAACUAGACGUAUGGAUAUAUUUGCCAAAUCUAUUGAAUCAUCUGAUAAUAUUAAUGAAAUGCUUUCAUAUGCUUUUCAAGUAGCUAUGAGUACUAUUGAAAACCGUAGUUUUCGCUGUACUGUCUUACGAAGUCUUAUAACUUUAUAUCGAAAUUUAGAAGUACCAGAUUAUGUUAAUAUGAGUCAAUGUUUUAUAUUUUUGGAUGAUCCUGAAUCUGUAGCUCAACUUCUUGAAGGUCUCAUUCAAAACAAUGAAAAAAAUAACUGCCUAAUGGCAUAUCAAAUAGCAUUUGAUUUGUAUGAAUCGGCUACCCAACAAUUUUUAUCUAGUGUUUUGGAAUCAUUACGACAAACAGCACCUAUACCUUCUGCUACCCACGUUAUUAAACCUAUUCCUGCAGCACAAAGUGAAACAAGCAAGGAAAAUAUAACACCUCCUGUUGCUGUUGCAUCAACUGAUGUUAGCACAUCUCAACCUAUUGUUGAAGAACGUUCUUAUGAAUCUUUAGGCCCAGAUGAUAAAUAUAGACAAGAAGUUAUCCAAAAGCUGACCAAAGUUUUAAGUGGUGAAGUUAGCAUUGAACUUCAUCUACAAUUUUUGAUAAGAAGCAAUCAUACAGAUAUGCUUGUAUUGAAAAAUACUAAAGAAGCUAUACGAGCUAGUGUUUGUCAUACUGCAACUGUCAUUGCUAAUGGGUUUAUGCACAGUGGUACUACAAGUGAUCAAUUUUUGAGAGAUAAUUUAGAAUGGUUAGCAAGAGCUACCAACUGGGCUAAACUAUCUGCUACAGCUUCUCUUGGUGUUAUUCACCGAGGUCAUGAAACUGAUGCUUUAGAACUUAUGCGAAGUUAUUUACCACCAAGAGAAAAUAAUUCUUCUGGAAGUUCUGGUUAUAGUGAAGGAGGAGGAUUAUAUGCUUUGGGACUAAUUCAUGCUAAUCAUGGUGCUGCAAUAAAUGAUUAUCUUCUUGGCCAACUUAAAGAUGCUCAUAAUGAAAUUGUAAAACAUGGAGGAUGCCUAGGAAUUGGUUUAUCAGCUAUGGGAACUAGUCGUGAAGAUAUAUAUGAACAACUUAAGUUUAAUAUGUAUCAAGAUGAUGCUGUAACUGGUGAAGCUGCUGGAUUAGCUAUGGGAUUAGUUAUGUUAGGAUCAAAAAAUGGUGAAGCUCUACAAGAUAUGGUAGCUUAUGCUCAAGUUACCCAACAUGAAAAGAUUUUACGUGGUUUAGCUGUGGGAAUUUCUUUUGUAAUGUAUGGAAGGUUAGAAGAAGCUGAUCCCUUGAUAACUUCUUUAUUGCAAGAUAAAGAUCCAAUACUUCGCCGUUCUGCUAUGUACACCAUAUCAAUGGCAUACUGUGGAACUGGAAGCAAUGCAGCUAUAAGAAAAUUACUUCAUGUUGCUGUGUCAGAUGUUAAUGAUGACGUACGUCGUGCUGCAGUUACUGGACUAGGAUUUUUACUAUUUAGAACACCAGAACAAUGUCCUCAAGUUGUUAGUUUACUUGCUGAAAGUUAUAAUCCUCAUGUCAGAUAUGGUGCAGCUAUGGCUCUUGGUAUAGCUUGUGCUGGAACUGGUCUAAAAGAAGCUAUCAAUCUUUUAGAACCAAUGACUAAUGAUCCAGUAAAUUAUGUUCGUCAAGGUGCGUUAAUUGCUUCUGCAAUGAUAUUGAUUCAACAAACAGAAAGUAUUUGUCCCAAAGUUAAAGAUUUUCGUACUUUAUAUGCUAAAGUUAUUACAGAUAAACAUGAAGAUGUUAUGGCCAAAUUUGGUGCAAUUUUAGCACAAGGCAUUAUUGAUGGUGGAGGUCGUAAUGUUUCAAUAUCAUUAGAGUCACGAACUGGUCAUACUAACAUGUUGGCUGUUGUAGGUCUUCUAUUAUUUACCCAAUAUUGGUAUUGGUUCCCAUUAGCUCAUUGUUUAGCUUUAGCAUUUACACCUACUUGUAUUAUUGCAUUAAAUGCACAGUUAAAAAUGCCACUUCUAGAAAUUAAAAGUAAUGCAAAACCAUCACUGUUUGCAUACCCUGCACCAAUGGAAGAAAAGAAACGUGAAGAAAGAGAAAAAGUAACAACAGCUGUAUUAAGUAUUGCAGCACGCGCUAAACGACGUGAAGGUACCAAUACAAAGAUUAUCGAACCUUCAACUAGUGAAAAGAUGGAAGUGGAUGAAAAAGAGUCUUCAAGUAAAAAGAAAGAAGAACAAAAGCCAGAACCUAAUUUCGAAAUGCUUAAUAAUCCAGCAAGAGUUAUGAAACAACAACUAAAACAUCUACAACUAACAGAAAAUGCUCCUUAUAUACCCUUAAAAGAUAUAUCUAUUGGAGGUAUUAUUAUGACUCGUUUCACAAAGAGUGGAGAAGAUGAACAGCUAGUGGAACCUGUUGCAGCAUUUGGACCUAAACCAGAGGAUGAUAAAGAACCCGAAGCGCCUGAGCCUUUUGAAUAUAAUGAUGAUUAAAUAUUUAUGAAUACAAGUUUAGAACUAUUAGUACUGUAUCCUAAGAUAUAUCAUCUUUCUUUAGACAUUUAUUUUAAUAAUAAUUAAAAUUAAUUUAUAAUAAUUUGUCUAAGUAAGCUCUUGAUGUAAUUAUAAUAAACAUUUUUACGUAAUAUAUUAUAUAAUUAUUAAUUAAAAAGUUUACAAUUUAUUUUGCAA